AUUCUUUUGUGUCUCUGCAGGAAGCUUCACACACCCAGUAAUAUCCUCCUCCUUUCUCUGGCUGUCUCAGACUUUCUUGUCGGUCUCCUGUUGAUGCCAUUAGGAAUCCUUAGAAACACAGGCUGCUGGGUACUUGGUGAUAUAAUUUGUUCUCUUUAUUGGUAUUUAACCAGCAACAUUGUCUGUGCUUCAAUAGGGAACAUUGUCCUAAUAUCAGUUGACCGCUAUGUGGCUAUUUGUGACCCUCUGCAUUAUCCCAGCAGAAUUACUUUGGCGAAAGUCAAACUCAGUGUUUGUCUGUGUUGGUUUUAUGCUUUUUUCUACGUCAGUCUUUAUACAAAGGAUAUCCUAAUUGAACCAGGCAGGGAUAAUUCCUGCUACGGAGAGUGUGCAUUUGUCAUCAAUGAUAUUGCUGUUGUUGUUGACCUUGUUUUUUCCUUUAUUGUUCCGGUUUCUGUCAUUGUAGUUCUGUAUAUCAGAGUAUUUGUGGCAGCUGUGUCUCAGGCUCGUGCCAUGCGCUCUCAUGUGACAUCUGUCACACUGCAGCGCUCACUGAAUCAAACAAACAAAUCUGAGCUGAAAGCAGCCAGGACUCUUGGAAUUCUUGUAGUUGUGUUUCUGGCAUGCUUCUGUCCACUCUACUACUUUUCUCUUGUUGAUGAAAAUGCAAUCAAUGAUCCAGCUGCAUCUUUUGUGGUCAUUAUAUUUUACUUUAACUCGUGUCUAAAUCCUUUGAUCUAUGCCUUCUUUUACCCCUGGUUUAGAAAUGCUGUUAAGCUUAUCAUCACUCUGCAGAUUUUCAAGUAUAAUAUGAGUGAGGCCAACAUACUAUAAAAAGAGUAUGAAACUUGCUCUACUAAGAUAUAAAAUCAGUUGUGCAAUGUUUUGCGCUGUCACCCCACAGCAAGAAAACCCCGGGGUCUUUCUGUGUUUAGUUUCUGGUUUCUGCAGCUACUCCAUGCAUGAAAUUAAAAAUGGAAGUUAGCUGGUGAAUGGUUGCCUGUCUCUAUGUGUUGGCCAUAAAUAGACUGGCCACCUAUCUGGACCCUGAUUUAGAUAAGCAUAAGGAAAAGAAUGCAUUUUUACUGUAUUACUGAAACUGACUUUGAAUUAUGGGUAUAUUUAGUGAUAGAUAAUGUCAGUAAUGAUGAGUAUAGAUGUAAAAAUGAAAAAGGAUAUGAACUGUGACUGCAGUAUGUCCUUACCUGUAAAUUAUAAGUAAAAUUAACUUUAGCACUUAUGAUGACUUCUUAAGUAAAAAUUAUGAAUUUGGAUGUGUUAAAUGUUUCCUACUAAAUCUCACUCCCACUCUUUUUCAGUAUAUUCAGAUUUUGGCUCAAAGUAAUAAAAUAUUCUUAACUUCAGUGGUUCAUGUUUUCUCUUGUUAUUAUAUAGUGUCAUCAUCUUGGUGUUUUAUAAGCACCAUAUUAUCCAGUUGGGGCUGCUGCAGGGGCCCAAUUCACCCAUUCGCUGUAAUCUGCCCCUCAUUUUUUUUAACACUUUAUUUGUAGUGUUAAAAAAUCAUUCUCCCACUGUUCUCGAAUGUGUGUAAUAGACAGGUUACACCUAUUCAUGAUAUGUGAGUAAAUAAAUGAUAUUCUGCCUUUUUUCAUCUCAUUGACCCUUAGUAUGGAAUCCAAACAGGGAGGAGCGGGUAAUGUACCAAAGUUAGAACCCUUUUUACAUAUAAAAUCUCUAAUUUGCAAGUAUCGCAAAAAAUUAUUAUUAUUCAGAUCAAAUUUUCCAGAUAGUUGUUCAAAGCUAGCAAACGUAUCUGUUACUGUUUGCCAUGAGGACUCACAUGCAGGACUCUGAAUUAGGAAGCUUCACAAGCAAUUUAUUUACACAGUUCACCGAGUGUAUACACAAAUGUGCAGAAAUAGUGCUAUGUACAAAAGUGGGGUGAUGGGGCUCCAGGGAAAUCCAGGGAAACAGACUUUCGCUCUUCUUGCAACAAUCCACACACAUGAUCAGGCUCUCUUUCUCCGACACUCACCACACGGGAAACGGGAAAACAGUCCUGGGAGUCUGUACACAGGGAAAUGUUCGGUAGUUCAAUGCUCAGAAACACGAAGGGAAAACUUAGCUGGCAACUUGAUGACACUAACGCGAGUCAAACACAAUGAUCGAGUGAAGAACAGCAGUCAUCGUCUGGCUUAAAUGCUGGUUGCGUUAAUAAGCCUCAGGUGCUUCCU
Molecule: messenger RNA, 2195 nt
Organism: Haplochromis burtoni (Burton's mouthbrooder)
Lineage: Eukaryota; Metazoa; Chordata; Actinopteri; Cichliformes; Cichlidae
Product: trace amine-associated receptor 13c-like
Exons: 1
Biological process (GO): G protein-coupled receptor signaling pathway
Cellular component (GO): membrane
Molecular function (GO): trace-amine receptor activity
Source: RefSeq, a predicted model, not a curated record